Meira miltonrushii is the source of this 1303-nucleotide messenger RNA. RefSeq names its product Brix-domain-containing protein. Gene Ontology annotation, molecular function: rRNA binding. Gene Ontology annotation, biological process: ribosomal large subunit assembly; rRNA processing. NCBI's taxonomy places the organism in Eukaryota, Fungi, Basidiomycota, Exobasidiomycetes, Exobasidiales, Brachybasidiaceae. The record is from RefSeq and is a predicted model, not a curated record. The transcript has a single exon. Gene Ontology annotation, cellular component: nucleolus. The coding region runs from base 1 to 912 and encodes 303 amino acids.
AUGGCAUCUCUAUACAGUGCAGCCUCAAAGGGUAAACGUAAAGCAACAGAUGAAGUUGAACAAAAUGGAAGUGCAACCGCACCCACUCCACGCAAUAAACAACGUGUUCUUAUUCUACCUUCUCGUGGUGUUACGAUGAGAAUGCGUCAUUUGGUGAACGAUCUUGAAGCUUUAUUACCGCAUAGCAAAAAAGAUUCAAAGCUGGACUCCAAAUCAAAUUUACACAUCUUGAACGAAUUGGCAGAAUUGAAUAAUUGCAAUAAUACCCUCUACUUCGAAGCAAGAAAACAUGAAGAUUUAUAUCUAUGGGCAAGCAAAACCCCAAACGGACCCUCGGUAAAAUUCCAUGUUCAAAACAUUCAUACGAUGGAUGAACUUAAAAUGCAAGGAAACUGUCUGAAAGGAAGUAGACCACUUUUAAGUUUCGACGCAAGUUUUGAUCAACGUCCCCAUUUCGGUUUGAUAAAAGAAUUAUUCACACAAAUGUUUGGCGUACCAAGGAUGGCAAGAAAGAGUAAACCUUUUAUCGAUCAUGUGAUCAAUUUUAGCAUUUUGGAUAAUAAAGUUUGGUUUAGACAUUAUCAGAUAAUCGAAAAAGGUUCAGCAGCUGCCGAAAAAGCUUCUUCUAAAAAAGGCACUUCAGCCGAAGAUCAAAAACCAACUUUAGUCGAAAUCGGUCCAAGAAUGGUUUUAACUCCAAUUCGUAUCUUUGAAGGUAGCUUUGGAGGUGCAACAGUGUACGAAAACCCAGAAUAUAUUUCACCCAACAUGACCCGUCACCUUACCAGACGCAAAAAGGGAGAGGAAUACAAAGAUCGUACAACCGCACAAUUCAAGUCUGAAGCCAAACGUCAAAAGUUGGUGCAAGAUGCUAAACCGGAUGAACUCAGUCGUCAAAACGUGUUCGGAUGAGAAUCUGAACUUUCUGUGUAUCGCAUUUUGUCAAUUUUGUACAUCAUUCAGUAGAUUCGCGGCCGAGGUGUGAUGAUUAUUUCUUUGAGAAUUCGCCUGCAAGAAAGGAAAAGUAGGAAUUGUAAUCAGUGAGAAUGACCCUUCAACUUUAGAGUGGCGAUGGAAUACUUACUGAAUUUAGCAGAAUAAUCAUCGUGCCAACGUGAAAGUGCUGGACGAUCUUCGAUGAUAUCACCGAUAUUCCACUGUAUGAGAGAAACAGGAAGAUUAGCAAUUUCGCUCAACACUGUAACAGGUGUCCUACGGCCCACUCACCUCCAUUCUUUUCAGAUCAGUUUCUCUUGGCGUUUCAUUAUCGGGACAUAAGAUGUAAAACACUCCAGGCUUUUCC